GCCUACCAGUUCAUUUCACCCUUGUCUCUCGUCUGAUACACAAUGGUCCAGGUUAAAGCUCUGCCUGUGGUUCUCUGUGUAUUUGGUUUGCUCUUAGAGACUCUGUGCUCUUUAAUUUUAAAGGCAGAUGUUGGAGAUAAAGCCAGUAUUUGGUGCCAACACGGCCUGGCUGAUACGGGCUACAUCUCCUGGUUUAAACACACGUGUGAUUCAGUCCCACUUCUGAUCGGGUGCAAACGGUUUUUGCCAUCGUCUCCAUCAGAGAACUGCACAUUCUUUACUGAGAGUGAGAGAAUAGUGAUGUCUGUUUAUGCCAAGAACACGUCUCUCACCAUCACUGCAGUAAAUGUCUCUGAUACAGGACUCUAUUACUGCAGCUUCAGGAAACAGGAAAAAAUUAUCUUUGGCACCUCGACCUCUUUACAAGUCAAAGGAAAUAUACAAAUUUCUGCGGAUGAAGCAACAGGCAAAAGAAAAACAUUUGCCGAGGGGAAAGCAAUAAACACAAAUAGGACACUUUCUGAGGAGAAACCAACAAGUUCAGACUCUCCUUCUGUGUCAUUCAUGCUGAUUGUGGGGUUUAGUGCACUGGGUGUAAUUCUUCUCAGUGUCCUGAUCCUCAUACUGAAGCACAAAAAAACUCACACAGGUGCUCAAGCAGAAGAUAAUAAGGUUGCUGACUCAGACAUGGUGAAUUAUUUUGCAUUUAACUUCUCCAAAAGGAAAAGCAAGGGGAAUGAUGAAAGCAUAGUUAUGUAUUCUUCAGUUGGAUAAGUAAAUAUCUGCGCGUGAUGUGAUAUUGUAAGAUAUCAGUUACUCUUUAGAGAAAGAAAAAAAUAUACUGGAACAGAUGUCCAUAAAUAGAAGCACUAAAUCAUUUAUAACAUUAAAGUUAAAAUGCAUAAUAUAAUAUAAUAUAAUAUAAUAUAAUAUAAUAUAAUAUAAUAUAAUAUAAUAUAAUAUAGGCAGCACAGUGCUGUAGUGGUUAGCACUGUUGCUGGUUCAUGUUUAUUUUAAAUUAUUUUUGUUAAUAGUGUUCUGUCUUUUUGUUUAUGCAUGCUUAAUAUUCCUAAUAUAUUUCUUUAUGAUAAAUGGACUUUAUAAGUGUUUUUUAAGGAGAAACAAAAGGGUAAGUUUAUGAAGUAAUUAACAGUUUUGCCAGUUGAAGCUCCUGCUCUUUCCAACUCGGACCUAAAGAUAUUGGUACUUAAUAGUAACUCAGCCUGGAACAACCACAUAUUGUUAAAUUCCUCUAAAAGAGUCUCAGGAGGGAGCUCAUUGCAUUUUUCUUCCUGGUAUUGUUGCCUAUUUUGAUCUCCAAUUUGUUGUAAAAGGCCGCGGUAAACCACUGGACAGCCAGCAGGGGCAGCAGCGGAUACACACUAAAAAACGCUGGGUUGUUUUUUCUACCCAAGCGCUGGUUUGCCUCUGUUGGGUCAUUUUUCUGGGUUAUUUACAGAGAGUUGGGUAGUUUUUGUGUAACCCAGCUGCUGGGUUAAAGUUUGCUUGGCUCCUCCCCCAAAGUUCACCGGUGGAUUCAGCGGCUGUCAGUCAGAGCUUUGUGUUUUUCUUGAGCUCCCACACCGCUGAUGAUGGUUCAUUUAAGGGAAAAUGACAUUAAAUACAAGGUCUGUGUACACAUGUUCACUCACAUAAGUCACAUAUGACUGAAAAAUGAUUACUAUAUGUGAGAUUUAUUACUGUUACCGUGUUAAGGUUACACUUAAACUUUCAGGCUGGUUUGAGGUAAAAUUAAUUUAGCUGACAAUAGCUGCUAGUUAGCCAAAGAACCCCAUCUGUGUAUGAACGAAACGGAUAAGAUGUCUGAGCUUUUUAUCUUUCUCUGUAGAAUGUUUGCAGGGUGUACGAAACUGUAACUGUAGUAUAAGAAUGACGCUAGCAUUUAGUUAGGUUGCUAGCGUUAGCAACCACAUUAACAUUAGAACUUUAUUAUUCUCACUGUUUGAGACAAUAAAAUGCUAGGGUUACAAAACACUGACCCUCUCACAAAUAUACAGACCUG
Messenger RNA from Clarias gariepinus (North African catfish), 2023 nucleotides. RefSeq lists its product as uncharacterized. Bases 43 to 774 code for a protein of 243 amino acids. The transcript is spliced from 8 exons. Gene Ontology annotation, biological process: response to bacterium. Lineage: Eukaryota; Metazoa; Chordata; Actinopteri; Siluriformes; Clariidae. The record is from RefSeq and is a predicted model, not a curated record.